Dendronephthya gigantea is the source of this 2150-nucleotide messenger RNA. Its product is annotated as ralA-binding protein 1-like. The record is from RefSeq and is a predicted model, not a curated record. Gene Ontology annotation, biological process: small GTPase-mediated signal transduction. NCBI's taxonomy places the organism in Eukaryota, Metazoa, Cnidaria, Anthozoa, Malacalcyonacea, Nephtheidae. Gene Ontology annotation, molecular function: GTPase activator activity; small GTPase binding.
CCCAAACAGGAACUCGGGGCAAGAUGGCGGAAAGAUUUUCCAAAGGAGUUGUUUGAAACCUAAGUUACUGCUGAAGCGAUCAUGUUCAGUGGAACUGGACAAGAUGUCGACGAAACUGUUGAACGAAGAGAUGGGAAGAAGGAGAAAGACAAGGGAUACGUUGCUUUCUAUUCUGACGAUGACGAUGUCGGUGCUCAAGGGGAUGAUGAGAGUUUGACUUCUUCAAGUGCUAGUAUAAGAUUAAAGAGCAAGAAGAGCAAAAAGGAAAAAUCGGUGAAGAAAGAAUCCAAAAAGAAAAGCAAAAUUAAGAAACAAGAGAAAGGAAAAGUGGAAAAAGAAUCGAAAGAAAAAGUCAAAGAAAAAAAGAAGGACAAGAAGAAUGAACUGCCAAAGCAACAGCAAGCACUACCAGUGUUUGGAGUGUCAAUAGAAGAAGCAGUACAGCGAAGCAUUCAAGCUGACGGAGUGGAGAUACCUCGUAUCAUUCGAGAAUGUAUCAUGCAAAUUGAGGACAAAGGUUUAUCCCAAGAAGGCAUUUACCGUUUGUCUGGUGUGAAGUCAAAGAUUGAAACUUUAAAAGAAAUUUACAAUCAAGGAAAAAUUGUAGACCUUGAUGACUUUGAACCAAAUAUUUUAGCUGGGCUGAUCAAGUUAUUCAUACGAGAGUUAACAGACUCCAUUCUUCCUGAGGAAAUUGGUCAAAGAUUUGAGGAAGCGGCAGCCAUACCAAGUCGACAAGAGAAAAUCAAUCAAUUUAGGAACUUAAUUCUUGAACUACCUUCACCAAACAGAACUUUACUGUCAUGGCUGAUGGUUCACAUGCUACAUGUUUUGCAAAAGGGGUCGGAGAACAAAAUGUCUAUCCAGAGCGUUGGUAUUGUAUUGCAUCCAACAACUGGAAUAGCUCAGUCUGUUUUGAAUAUUUUUUUGAACAAUAUAGCAAAUUUAUUUGGAGAUACUCAGUUAACUAGGUACGAACAUACUGUUAAACCAGAAGUCGAUAUCUCAAGUUUAUCAACUCCAGAGGAAAUUGCUGCUGAACUAACGCGUCAGGAGGAGAUUCUAGCGAAACUUCACGAGAACAUGAAAAAAGGAACUCCGGAAGAGACUGAGGAUAAAGAUGAGGAACUCUGGGAAGUUCAACGGAAAGUUACAAUGUUGAAAAGAAAGUUACGUUUGGCAGAACGUAAACGAGACGCAGAAGUUGUGGAAGAACAGAAAAAGCAAGAAGAGAAUAAACCUGCACCGCAGGAGGAUGAAGAGGAAGAAACUUUAAAACGUUUGGAGCAUGAGGAGAUGGAAUUACGCUUUGAAGAAGAGGAAUUGCUUGAAGUCAGAGAACAACUCGAAAAGAGACUUCAAAAUGAAAAGAUUGAAAUAAAAAGACUCGAGGAAGAAAUAGCCGAGGUCUCGGAGGUGAAUCAGUCACGGGCGAGCACUUCAGGAGUAACUUCUGAUCAAAACUCAUCUUCAUCCGAUAAUAGUGAAAGUGAGGAAGACGAGAGCGAACUAGAGGACAUAAUGAACGAUCUUGUUCAGAAUAACAAAGAACUUGAGGAGGAAAAUAAGAAGCUGUCGAAACAGAUUAACGACGAACAGGAAACAUGCGUUGAACUUAAAGUUCAGAUAAGAAUGAUAACAGCCACUCAAAAAGGGGAGACCGAGAAACUUUCGUGACCUGAGAACGAGCUUGAAUUUCCACAAUUAAUCAUGGCUGAGACGCUUCAUCUCGACUAUUGAAAAUCAGUUAAACUUCUCAAUUCCUGAUUGUUUAUAGUUUUAUUUUUAUAUUUACAGGCACCGGGAAUAAGCGUUAGAAAACUAAGGCAUUAUUAACAUAAAACAUGAAAAAUUUCACUCGACACAAUGCUAAACAAUAUUUGAAUUGCAUAACUCCAUUUUUCGCAGGAAAUUAUUUUCCUGGGAUUUCCCACUUCCAGGAAAACUUAUGUUAUUCUCAAGUAAUUUUUCACAUCACAUAACUUUACCACGAUCAUAUUUAGUGGUGUUUCAAGGGUAAUUUUCUACACAUAAUUAUUUAUAUUUAAAUGGCUGCCAUCUUAUAGGAUUCCUGAAAUAAGUAAUUGUAAAUAGGUAGAAUUAACCAAAAAAUAUUGUUCACUAAGUGAAAUAAAGAAGAAAUACUUUCG